UACAUAUUUGAUAUUUUUCUGAUACUUGAAGUUUUAUAUCUACCUGUCUAUAUUCACUGUGAAACAUUUGAAUUAUAGGAAUGUAAAAAUUAGAAAAUAGAAGAACUUAGUAUCCCCAAAAGACCACUCUUUGGUGCACAUAUGUAACAUCUUUUAAGACCUUUCUCUACACAUGAACAGAUACAUAUUAAAAAUUAGGGGAGUUCCCUGGAUGUCCAGUGAUUAGGACUUCAUGCUUUCACUGCUGAGGGCCCGGGUCCAAUCCCUGGUCAGCGAACAAGCCAUGCAGUAUGCGGCCCAAAAAAGAGGGAUGUAGGUUGGAAAUCACACUAUAAAUACUAUAAACACUAUAAAACUUUUGCAAUUUUUUUUUUUCAUUUAACAUAAUACUUUAGGUAUUUUGUGCCCCUAUAUUAUCUCAGUCUUCUUAAUGGCUGCAUAUUACUUUACUAUACAGAGAUACUUUUAAUUCUUUUCACCAGUUUUACAUUGUAAAAUGUUUGUGCAGUUUUAACAGUAACAUUUAUAAAUUUCUUGUAAUUAUUUCUAUAAGAUAAAUUUAUAGAAAUUGAAUUAUUUGGGCAGAUACUAUAAACAUUUUAUAUUUUAAUAGAUACCACCAAAUUGCCAUAAAUUUCAUGCCACCAAAUUUCUGGUAUGAGAAUGUGUGUUGUGACAGUAAUAAUUUCCCCUUCUCACUGCUUACCUGCCUAUAACAGCUCUUCUUUCCUUUGUGAUUGGCUGCAUCUACUCUCUUGUGGGUGAAUCUUAAAACUAAGUCAUGAAGUUUACUAGAAAGAAAUGAUAAUAUGCCAGAUGAAGAAUUGGGGAGCUCCCCUAGAAGAACUCAAUGUUUACUUUCAUCUUUUCUCUACUUCUUUUGCAAUGGAGGAAACAUAUUUCCACCCUCUGCAUGGAAUGGGACCCCAUUUUGUCCACUUUUUCAGUGCCCUGUCAAUUAGCAUCCCCUGUUACUCCCACUUCUCUCUCUCUCUUUUGUUUUUGGGUGGGGGGCUCUUUGGUCAAGUGGCGCAAACUUGAAGGAUCUUAGUUUUUCAACCAGGGAUCAAACCAGUGCCCCCUACAGUGGAAGCUCAGUCCUAACUGCUAGACCAUCAGGGCAUUCCCUCUUUCUUCUCGUUCGAUCAGUAUUUAAGCAUGCUCAAGUUUGUCCUGUCUCAAUCCCUGAAUUUCACCUUCCCUCCUAGGUAGUGUUACCUCUUCUCUCAUUUGUACUUAAGACUUCUUUGUACUUGUAUAUGGUUGCUGGGGGGACAUGAGGGACAAAAAAGCUAUAAGACCUACAGAAAACAGUUAACAAGGUAGCAUUACCAAAAAUUACUUUAAAUGGAUUAAAUGCUUCAGCCAAAAGACAGAUUUGGAGCAUCUAUUUGAGAAACAGAAUGGGGGGGAAAAAAGAACACCUUCCCUUUACUGCACAUCCCAUUGCACUUGCUUUCACUGAACAUCUCACUAUGAUCUGUCUCCUACCCUCACUAGGCUGUUAAAACUACUCCUGUAAAGAUAAUGAGCUAUUUUCUAUGGAGGUAUCUCACUCGCCUCUAAUUUUCCUCCUGGUUUUCUGGUGACUGGUAUUUCUUAGUGGAAUUAACUCAUUACUACCACUGAUAUUCAUUUAGGCUGUUUUCAUUCCUUUGCUAUUAGAAACAGUGAGCAUCCUUUCUGUAUACUUACUGGUAUAAGAAUAAGUCCCUAUGAGAGGAAGAUGUGUGUGUGAUUUUAAUUUUUAUAGAUAUUGCCAGAUUGCCAUUAAAAACAUUAAACAAGUCCUUUUUUGAUUCCAACAGAUAAAUAGGUAAGUUCAAAUAAAGGCAAGCAGAAGUUGUAUUAAUAAGACAUUUUCAGAACUGCUUUAAAGAGGCAGUUUCAGGAGCAACAUUUGUUGCCGAAGUGCAUGAUUAUUUUCUUUGCAAGUAUCAACUACAAAAGGUUAAGACUAUAAAUUCCUUAUCAGUGUGCAUCUAUGAAUAUUUUUCAGAAGCUAUUUCUAUUAUCCAGCUUGUACCUCUUCUUGGAGAUAACUAACUUCUUAAAGCUUGUUAUCAGUUAAACAAUUGCCUUUGUUAAUUUGAAUCAAAGAAUGCCUACCAAUAUUCAUGUCCUGAGAUUUAGUGCACAUAUAUCUUUACUCUUAAAAAAAAUAAACAAAAAAAACUCACUUUUAUUAACUUUUAUCUCAGCCUCAUCUUUCCAGACUAAAAAUUUCCAGUAUUAGUCAUUCAUUCUGCUUCUGCUUCUUAAAUAUUUUAUGAUUCUUUGUGAAUCUGGUUCUAUUCAGCAUAUCCCAAGUGUGGGUUAUAGUCUGAAAUAUGUAAAGAAGAGGACAUAUUACUGGAAACUGAGUACACUUAACUCCUAAAAUCUUUUUUUCUUAUAGUAAGAAUGAAUUUUCAGACUAUAUUUAAUUACCAGUUUUCUUGAUUAAAAAAAAACUAGAAAGAAUGUAAAUUUAUUAGCCCUAAUUUUGCAAUUUUUUUAUGUUCUAUAAAUAACAUAUUUGAGAAAAUAUUAAUACCUCUGUUUAUGCUACUUCCAAUGUGAGGUUUUUAAUUCAACCCUUCUCCCUCCACUAAAAGUUAAAAAUUUUGCCUUUUAAAAAAUUAGUUUCAAAAAAAAAAUUAGUUUCUGGUUAUAGAUAUUUAUAACUGAGUUUUAAGGCAGCAAAAGGGAAAGUAGCUUCAAAUACAAAAAAAAGAAGAAAAAAAUUUUUAACAUGUUUAAUGUACAUAAGUAAAUCAAAUUCAGUGGGUACAGGUAGACUUGAGAUGGGAGCUAGAAGCACCAUUUCCAAAUGCUACUUAAAGAAGCUACCCAAACCAGGAGACUUUAAAGUAUAGGAAGCAAAAAGUUUUGAAUUCUGCCUUUUUUUCAUAGAAACUUAAGGUAAAACAAGAGAGUAGGUAGUUGACAAAAUGAAGGAAGAAAACUUCAAACUAUCAACUUAAAUUAAAUAUAAUGCUGUAAAUGUGGAUAGAGAAACCCUGUCAGAUGCUUUUGGCUUGCUCCCUGAUGAAGAUUUUGACAGCACUGCACACAGAAAUGAUCUUGAUGCGCUGCCAUUUCAUUCUUUGCUGAAUGUAGCCAAUUUAAACUGCUAGAAUUUCUUGACAUUCCUACUCUGGCAUAUCUGAGUCAGCAUCUUGUUGCUGCAGCAGCUUAAUUAAAUUUGCCAGUUUGUGCCACAAGGACAGACAUGUUCUCAUAUUCAGAGAGACAGCUGUGAAGCAGUACUGUUAAGAGUUGCGGACACAAUACUGUUAGGUAUGAAUAGCUCUCAAGACAUUUUCUAGUGAGAAAUCAAUUUGCUGUAUUACAUUUCUCCCAAGAUCAGCAGUUAAUAUUCAUUUUGUUAACCUAAAAUAUGCUUAUUUUUUAUGCAGUUAUUGGAGAAACUUUAGUAGCUAAGUAUGUCUUCACCUGUAUUUUCAGAGCCAAUCUAAGCAUCCUUAUUUUAAUUUCCAAUAUUCUUUUGCUGUUCACUAACCUGCUCUCUUGAUUAGUUUUCCAUACAGAGUUUAGUUCUAAAAGAGUAGUCUUGAAUAUUUUGCUUAUUGGGGGGCCUUUUAAGUCUUUUUUUUUUUUUUAAGAAUUUUGAAAUUUUUACCGUGUUUAUUCUAGUAUUUUAAAGGUGAUCUAAAACACAUUAGUGGUAGUUUUAGAUGGGGUUUGACUCACCCUUCAUCCAGACACAGAUAUUGGUAAUCCUCAGACUUAUGAGGCUGAAACUUUCCUACUUUGCAUGACAAAUGUUAAUAAGAAAUAAGACACCUCUUUGCUAUGAAUUAAAAUUAAUAGAUAUUAGUCGCCACAGACAUAAUACUUUAAAAUAAUGCUUUACAUAAAUGUGAAAUAAAAGGAAAAUCAUUUUUGUCGUGUACUAUAGUAGAUGCUACUGCACUAGAAGAUUUAAUGAAGUAGUCAGAUGCACCAGCUGACAUGAAAAAAAUUGGAUUUAAGAUAAACUAUAUCACAAAAAAAUCAUAAAAAUAAAAGUAAAAUUUAUUGCUGGAUAAUAAUAAUAAUACAGUAAUAAUAACAGACCACACUUACUUGUAUAUGAGAAAGGAAAAUUUGAAAUGACUUCUGAAUGUUGUGCAGGACACUACCACACAUUAUAAAAAUCUAGUGUUCUUGACCUCUAAAGGCCUUCUAUUCUUCUGUUUUGGGAAAACCCGGAUACAUACACAGGCUUCCAGAAUGCUCUGAGGGUUAAUACUGUUAGAUUGAGAAUCAUUGCUCUGGAUAUUUCUUUCCCCUCCCCUUUCUUCCUCUUAAUCCCUGAUUUCCAUAUCCUUAGGAUUCUCCCCAGUCACCUAUUCAAUAUGUUCAGUUUGGAAACCCGAGGUCUCCAUAGUCACAUUGUAUUGAUACGUAUAGGAGAAAAUUUGAAUGCCUCAGCAGGUUCUGUGGGAAAUGAGCCGACAGUUAAUUCAUCAGCUCAAGCAAAGGAAAAAGUUAAAACCACAGUUGGAAUGGUUCUUCUUCCAAAACCAAGAGUUCCUUAUCCUCGUUUCUCUCGUUUCUCCCAGAGAGAACAGAGAAAUUAUGUGGAUUUAUUGGUUAAAUAUGCAAAAGUCCCUGCAAAUUCCAAAACUGUUGGAAUAAAUAAAAAUGACUACUUGCAGUACUUGGAUAUGAAAAAACAUGUGAAUGAAGAAGUUACAGAAUUCCUAAAAUUUUUGCAGAAUUCUGCAAAGAAAUGUGCCCAGGACUAUAAUAUGCUUUCUGACGAUGCUCAUCUCUUCACAGAGCAAAUUUUAAAAGCUUGUAUUGAACAAGUGAAAAACUAUCCAGAAUUCUAUACUCUCCAUGAAGUCACCAGCUUAAUGGGAUUCUUCCCAUUCAGAAUAGAGAUGGGAUUCAAGUUAGAAAAAACUCUUCUCGCAUUGGGAAGUGUAAAAUAUGUGAAAACAGUAUUUCCCUCAAUGCCUGCAAAGUUGCAGCUGUCAAAAGAUACCAUACCAGCCGUUGAAACACCAGAACAAAUAGCUGCAGCUAUGCAUUAUGACAUUAGUAAAGACCCAAAUGCAGAGAAGCUUGUUGCAAGAUACCACCCUCAGAUAGCUUUAACUAGUCAAUCAUUAUUUACCUUAUUAAAUAAUCAUGGACCAAGCUACAAGGAACAGUGGGAAAUUCCAGUGUGUAUUCAAGUAAUACCUGUUGCAGGUUCAAAACCAGUUAAAGUAAUUUAUAUUAAUUCACCACUUCCCCAAAAGAAAAUGACAAUGAGAGAGAGAAAUCAAAUCUUCCAUGAAGUUCCCUUAAAAUUCAUGAUGUCCAAAAAUACAUCUGUUCCAGUGUCUGCAGUAUUUAUGGACAAGCCAGAAGAAUAUAUAUCUGAAAUGGAUAUAUCUUAUGAAGUUAAUGAGUGCCGAAAAAUUGAGACCAGAGAAAAUUUGGAUCUGGAGUUUGAUGAUGAUGUCACAGAACUUGAAACUUUUGCAGCAACCACCACCAAACCAUCAAAGUCACCAAGUCCAGCAAGUACCUCCACAGUACCCACCAUGACAGAUACACUCAGAGCCCCCAGCAUAGCAGACACAUCUGAGGCACCAACUUCACCAGACAUUUCUUCUCAUUCUAGAAGUUUAUCUCAGAUUCUGAUGGAACAGUUGCAGAAGGAGAAACAGCUGGUGACUGGUAUGAUAGACAGUGGCCCUGAAGAGUCCAAAAAUAAAGAUGAUCAGAGAGUUAUACCAUGUGGUGAAAAGGUAUCAAAUUCUGACAAGUCUUUGGUGCAAGAUAGUGACUUAAAAACAUCUGAUCCCUUACAAUUAGAAAGUUCUAUGGAAAUCGAAACCUCUAAUAAAAAUGAUAUGGCCACUGAAAUGGAGAGUGUUGAUGAAAGAGUAAAUGUUCUAGAGAAUACGGACAAUAAUUCAAAGGAAAAGACUGUUACAUCAGAAGCAGCUAAUGCUGAAGAUGUAGUUCUUGACAGUAGUGAUACAGAUGAAGACUGUUUAAUCAUUGAUAUGGAGUGUCAAAAUAAUAGUAAUGGAAAGACAGCUGAAGUGGGUUCUAAUUUAAGUUCUAAACCAGCUAGCCUAAAUUCUUCCUCAGGACAGACUUCUGCAGGAAACCAGACCAAUAGUACUUGUAGUCCUGAAGAGUCAUGUGUUUUAAAAAAACCGAUCAAACGAGUAUAUAAAAAAUUUGAUCCAGUUGGAGAAAUUUUAAAAAUGCAGGAUGAACUCUUAAAACCAAUUUCCAGAAAAAUACCUGAAUUGCCCUUAAUGAAUUCAGAAAAUUCUAAACAGCCUCCUCUUUCUGAGCAACCCUCUGCUCCGUCAGAUGCCUCUAGCUGGUCGAAGUCUAUCUGGCCUUCUGCCUUUCAGAAGCCAAAAGGACGAUUGCCAUAUGAACUUCAGGACUAUGUUGAAGAUACAUCAGAAUAUGUAGCUCCUCAGGAAGGAAAUUUUGUUUAUAAGCUGUUUAGCCUGCAAGACCUGUUGCUACUUGUGCGAUGCAGCGUCCAGAGAAUAGAGACCAGACCACGUUCUAAGAAACGGAAGAAAAUCAGAAGACAAUUUCCAGUGUAUGUACUACCAAAAGUGGAGUAUCAAGCUUGUUAUGGAGUUGAAGCUCUGACUGAAAGUGAACUCUGUCGCUUAUGGACUGAAAGUUUAUUGCAUUCCAACUCCUCAUUUUAUGUUGGACAUAUUGAUGCAUUUACAUCAAAGCUUUUCCUGCUUGAAGAAAUUACCUCAGAAGAAUUGAAAGAAAAACUUUCAGCACUCAAGAUUUCAAGUUUAUUUAACAUCCUCCAACACAUUCUAAGAAAAUUAAGUAGCUUGCAGGAGGGUUCCUACUUGUUGUCUCACGCCGCAGAAGAUUCUUCACUGUUGAUCUACAAAACCUCUGAUGGAAAAGUUACUCGGACAGCGUACAAUUUGCAUAAAACGCACUGCGGCCUUCCUGGUGUGCCUUCUAGCCUCUCGGUUCCCUGGGUCCCUUUAGACCCCAGCCUCUUAUUACCAUAUCAUAUCCAUCAUGGAAGAAUACCUUGCACUUUUCCACCUAAGUCACUGGGUCCCACAGCACAACAAAAGACUGGUGGAACAAGAAUGCCUACCAGAAGCCACAGGAAUUCAGUUUCCAUGGAAACGAAAAGUCUGCCUGCUCAGCAAGUUGAAAAUGAAGGAGUGGCUUCAAGUAAAAGAAAAAUAACUUAAAGACUGUACCAUGGAAAACAAAGAAAAACCAGUUAUCACAACAUUUAGUUUAGAAAAAUUUGAGAGAAAAUAUGCCUGAAAAAUCUGUAGGCAACAGGAAUGUUUUUAUUUCACUGUCCUUGACAGUUCUUAGAGUGCCUUAAAAAAACACUUUGACUAUGUGAAGCAGUGUUCCAACUCAAAUGGGCCAAUAUGCCCUUAACACCUGAGGUUUGAGGAGACUAUAGAUAUGUUUUAGCAUUAUCGUGGCAGGGAAAUAUAGAGAGAAGAAAAUAUUUUUAUACUCGACCUUUAGCAAAAAAUUGUAAGUAGGAAAAUAAUUUGCUCUUUCAGGAGCAAUAUUUAUCAUUAUGUAUUAGAUUAAUCCUCGAGGAGUAAAUAGCAAUCCAUUCCAGUAUUCUUGCCUGGAGGAUCCCAUGGACAGGAGAACCUGGCAGGCUACAGUCCAUGGGGUCGCAAAGAGUCGGACAUGACUUAGCAACAAUUUCAGUUGUAAUGCUGGUCUAUUGAGGUUUGCUCAGAAGGUUAAAUCUUGCUACUGUCAGAAAUAAUUUUGACUUACGUAAACCCUAUUUCUGACCCAUCUGACAGUUCUUCUAUACUGAUUUAAAAUGAUGAUUGUUGCAAGUUACAAAGUUAAUACCUUUAAAAACUUUGGUGAAAUUCCACUGCAGAAGCCAAAAAGAAAAAUAAAAAGCUCUCUGCCUAUGAAAAUUCACAAGGAAGUUAACAGUUUUUUGUUGGGCAAUCAUCAGUUUGUUUUAAACAAAAAAAGCUUGUGGUGUAACAGGAUCGGUGACUGCCUCUGUCCCUUGGCACAAAUCCUGGCUAGGUGUUGAAAUACACUACUAAAAACAAAGAGAUGAGUGUAUUUUCCAGAAAAAUCUCAUAUUUCAACUAGAAAGACUAACGUGUGGUAAAACAGAAGCUCUUUUUCCUCAUCUAUACUAAUUAAUUUAAAAUUUUCAGGACCAUGAAGGUAAAUUUAGGAAAGGUUCAAUCAUUUAAUGUUAUAGUAGCCAACUAUUUGUACUUAUGAAGGGAUGAACUCAUUUAAUUUUUGUAUUCCUAUUCUUUAAUGUGCAGUAAAUAUGUGCAUCAUUUAUAAAAUACAAGCUUUAUAAUUCAAGGCAAAGUUUGUUUUUGGAAUUUUUUAUGCAUUUUAUAUUAAUAUAGGAAAUUAGCCCCAGCACCCUUCUCAACUGUUGUAAGUAGCAUUUAUUUUUUUUUGUAAGUAGCAUUUAAAUACUCUUUUUACUACCAAGUUUGUUUUGAGUUUUUUGGUUGGUUAUAUAAUAUUUUUAAUUAAUGACUAGUUAUUAAUGAAAUUGUCUUAUGUAUUUUAAUAAGUUUCCUCCCUUUUUAAAACAUUGAGCCUUGUUUCAAGUGGUCAUUUUUUUUUUUUUUAACUUUUGUCACAUGCCCAUAUUUCCUGAAAUACUCCACUUGUGAUUCAUUUGGCAGUGAACCAUGGGAGAGGCAGGGAUUCCCUAGUAAUUUGCUCUUUUAGAAAAGCUAAGAAAAUGAUUGCUUCAGACUUCUGAAUGCCAGAAAGACAUGGCUUUCAUUUUUUUAGUAUUAGUUUUCACUUAAUAAAAUGUGUGAUAAGAGAUUUUAAAAUUAUCUUAGCCAUUUACUAGAGUAACUCUGAUAAUAUAUAUAAAGCUAAUUUUUGUUUUCCACUUGUGCUUAAUCAAGCUUCUUUUUUCUAAUGUAUAUUUGAACUUGUCUUGUGUUCUUUUUAUUGAUUUUUAGUACUGAGAAUGUAUAAGCAAGAAAGUGACAUUGUCAGUAUGAGCAAAGAUGUUUUUAAAAAAACAAAAACAAAAGCAGUCAGUGUUGGCAAGGAUAUGAUGAGCCUGCCCCACUUACAUCUGUAGUUAAGGCAUAAACAUUUCACUCAGUAAAUGUUUGAGUCUAUCUGUGUGCCACACAACCUAAAAUUGGUCCCCAUGUUUACUCUCGUAAAAUUCUUACUCAUAUAUCAGAAUAUUUGUUUGUUUUACUUAUUACUGUCUUUCUUCUUAAAUAGACUACAAGCUAUGCCAA
This is a messenger RNA of Odocoileus virginianus texanus, 9242 nucleotides long. NCBI's taxonomy places the organism in Eukaryota, Metazoa, Chordata, Mammalia, Artiodactyla, Cervidae. The record is from RefSeq and is a predicted model, not a curated record.